Molecule: messenger RNA, 1795 nt
Organism: Drosophila obscura
Lineage: Eukaryota; Metazoa; Arthropoda; Insecta; Diptera; Drosophilidae
Product: ADP-dependent glucokinase
Exons: 4
Coding region: 286-1785 (499 amino acids)
Biological process (GO): glucose metabolic process
Cellular component (GO): endoplasmic reticulum
Molecular function (GO): ADP-specific glucokinase activity
Source: RefSeq, a predicted model, not a curated record
UUGACACCUUUAAUAAGAAAAUUAAGCAAUAAUUCAAGGACAUAAUCAAGUCAUCCAUGAUGAUCUAAUCAAAAAAAAAUAAUAAUAAUAAUAAUUCAAGGAUACUGAACAGUAGCAGAAAGGAUAAGGAUAACUGCGUCAGCAUACACGUACGUUGAGCGUACUAAAAGUUGAUAGGGAAUAUCCAAUCUAUCCGUGUGAAAAGAAACGCCGGAGGCCGGGCCGGACGGACACAAACCGGCAAACAUUUUUAGUCAAACUUUUAACAAGUUUUGAGACCGAAAUAUGACGGCUAUGCGGUACAUGGGCUGGGUGACGGGCUGCUCGGUGUUUAUAGCGCUUUUGUCGAUUAUCUGGCAGGCGUUUCUCACGCUGCACACUCUAAACAGGACAACAGUACUGCUCACCGGUCUCCUGGCCAUCGAGAGCAGUCUGAAGAGACCCGCACACGAGGCCGCUCCCAAGGUGGCCAUAGGGUACGGAGCCUGCACAGAUCUGCAUAUCAACGCCACGGAGUUCCUAAACAGGUACUACCAAAGGCGGAUCCCCGAGGUGACUACAUCAGCCAGGGACGUCGUGAAAAGCGAAGACGAGCUGCUGCAAUCCUUUGCCUAUUACUUUCAAAACGGGGCUGCUGCGGAGCGCGUGAUGGCCAAUGGAACUUUGUUCAAGCAAUUGAUAGGCUAUGCCAAGGUGAUGGACAAGGAGUGUAUUCAUUGGUACAUGGGCGGCAAUGCUCCGCUGAUGGCUAUGCGAUUUUUCAUGGAGGGAGCCGAAGUCUUGCUGGGCGCUCACAUGUCCAAAAAGCUGCGUCUCCUGCUGCCCAAGGAGAUUCGGCUGGAGGGCGUGGAGAUCCCCGACGAUGACAUACAUAUAAUACUGGAGUACAUGACGGGUGAUGUCUGGGGUCCGUUUGUGGCACCCCGUGCCAAUCGCUUUAUAGUGCACAACGACAAGAACAAUCCGCAUAUCAGGGCGGUGGAGCAGAUGACGAAUGCCCUGAAACUCUACCACCCCCAGUUGCUGGUGGUGAGUGGCCUCCAGAUGAUGGACAUGUUCAGCUUUAAUCCGGGCGAGCGGGAGAAGCGCCUGCAACAAGUGAAAAUGCAGCUGACCAGCCAGCCCAGUGAUACUCGGAAUCACUUUGAGAUGGCCUCCUAUGUCGAGCUAAAGCUGCUGCAGGAGUUGCGUCAGUUUGUCCUUCCGUAUGUGGACUCACUGGGCAUGAACGAGCAAGAGCUGUCCAAUCUGCAGCAGGUCCUGACCCAUGGCCGCACCACCCUGGCAACCGACUGCAAUCCACGCAUUGCCCACACACUCGAUCAAAUGCGACAGGUUUUCAUCAACUUGCUGGAGGAUCACAGCGUGAAGAGCCGUAGCGAUCCAAAGCGACGCAGGGUCUCGCGGCUUCAUGUGCACACACUGGCCUACCAGGCCAUCCUUACCAUCGCCGACUCCCAGUGGAAGAACACGCGGGCUGCGGCGGCCAAGGCGGCUCUGACCGCGCAUCGCUACGUCUGCAAGUCGCAGUUUAUCAAUCCGCAGUCGGUGCUGCAGGUGCUGGAUGACAGCUUCGCCACGUCCAUGCAGAAGAAUGCGCCACGCAAGCGAAUGGGUGCGGCCAGUCCGGUACCCUGCUGGAAGGAGUACAUUCAAUAUGGGCGCGAUCUGGAGCGCAUCAAGGUGGAGAUCUGUGUGGCCCCCGUCCUGGUUUGUCGCGAGGCCAGGAAAACGGCUGGAGCUGGGGAUAACAUAUCUGCCUCGGGCCUGGCAGCGCAGCUCUAAUGUAUAACCU